Eremomyces bilateralis CBS 781.70 is the source of this 1777-nucleotide messenger RNA. Its product is annotated as serine/threonine-protein phosphatase-like protein 5. Gene Ontology annotation, molecular function: protein binding; protein serine/threonine phosphatase activity. Gene Ontology annotation, cellular component: nucleus; cytosol. Lineage: Eukaryota; Fungi; Ascomycota; Dothideomycetes; Eremomycetales; Eremomycetaceae. The transcript has 5 exons. The record is from RefSeq and is a predicted model, not a curated record. The coding region runs from base 52 to 1392 and encodes 446 amino acids.
GCCAUCGCGCUCAAAGACCAGGGAAAUGCUGCAUUCAAGGAGCACGAUUGGAUGAAUGCGAUCAAGUAUUAUACCGCAGCGAUCGAGAAAUACGACAAGGAGUCGGCUAUAUAUUCCAACCGCGCCCUCAUGCACAUCAAAACCGAAGCCUAUGGACUUGCUACUUCGGAUGCGAGUAGGGCGAUCGAACUGGAUGAGAAUAAUGUUAAGGCAUAUUAUAGAAGAGCCAUCGCCAAUACCGCGAUAUUGAAUCACAAGGAGGCACUCCGGGACUGGAAGAUCGUCACCAAGAAAGUCCCCGCCGACAAGAAGGCGAAAGGGUACUACGAAGAAUGCCAGAAACAGCUAAAGCGGGAUGCGUUCCUGAAAGCGAUCGAUGUGGGCGACGAGGCGUCGGCAGCGGAGGGACUGCAUGUCGAGGAGAUGGUGGUGGAUAAGGACUAUGAUGGUGCGAGGCUAGGGGACGAGAUGACGCAAGAGUUCAUCGACGAUAUGAUCCAGCGGUUUAAGAAUGGGAAGACGAUACAUAAGAAAUAUCUCUACCAGAUUAUCUUGGCGGUUAAGGAUAUCCUCACGAAAGAGCCGACGAUGGUGGAGGUGGAUGUUCCCAAGGAGCAUAACAUCACAGUCUGUGGCGAUACGCACGGCCAAUUCUUCGACCUUCUCGAAAUCUUCCGCCUCGCAGGGGCACCCUCCUCAACACAUUACUUCCUUUUCAACGGCGACUUCGUCGACCGCGGCUCCUGGUCCUGCGAAAUCGCCCUCCUCCUGUACGCCUACAAAUGGCUCUCCCCCAACACCUUCUUCCUCAACCGCGGCAACCACGAAACCGACGACAUGAACCGGAUGUACGGCUUCGAAGGGGAGUGCAAAGCCAAAUACAAGUCCGAACGCGUAUUCAAGCUCUUCUCCGAGUCCUUCUCCGCACUCCCCCUAGCGACGCUGAUCGGCCAGAAGUUCUUCGUGCUCCAUGGCGGGCUGUUCUCGGAUGACGAUAUCACCCUGGAUGAUGUGCGGAAGUUGGAUCGGUUCAAGCAGCGGCAGCCAGGGCAGAGUGGGUUGAUGAUGGAGAUGCUGUGGACGGAUCCGCAACCCGCGCCCGGGAGAGGGCCGAGCAAGCGUGGUGUGGGGCUGCAGUUCGGGCCGGAUGUGACGAAGAGAUUCUGUGAGCGGAAUGGGUUGGAUGCCAUCAUUCGAAGUCACGAGGUUCGGAUGGAGGGCUAUGAGGUGGAACAUGAUGGACGAUGCAUCACAGUCUUCUCCGCUCCGAAAUACUGCGAUACCACGGAGAAUAAGGGCGCGUUCAUCAACAUCGGCCCGGAGUAUAAGCUCGAAUACACCAAAUUCGACGCUGUCCCCCAUCCUCCGGUGAAAGCAAUGGUACGUAUCUGACUCCUGUUCAGCCAGCCAUUCGGGAUCUUAACUAACCAUUGUCCAGCAAUACGCCUCCAAUGCACUCAUGAAUUUCAUGAAUUAACCUCCCCCACUCCAUCGACCGUCCACCUUGCAUUUGGAGGGCCCCCUUCAGCUUUCCCUCCGUAAUUCGCAUUCUCCGCCUCCGGUUCUAUUCAUGUGCACCUUCACGGUUCCUUCUCUGCACCCGCUCUGCCGGGUUCUGGCGUCUUUUUGGGGCUCAUGCUUCUGCAUAGCGUGGCAAUUUUGGGGUUUGGACGUAACGAUCUUUUCUGCUUCAUGUGGUUUUGAUACAUGGGGAUCUGUACAUGGUGACACUAGGACUGGGUUGACUGAAUAGAGAAAACGUGCAUGGAUGACUUUG